Molecule: messenger RNA, 5245 nt
Organism: Bursaphelenchus xylophilus (pine wood nematode)
Lineage: Eukaryota; Metazoa; Nematoda; Chromadorea; Rhabditida; Aphelenchoididae
Source: the annotation of a GenBank genome assembly
AUGGCUAUUUCCGAAAAUGGAAUUAAGCUGGAGAAGGCGGAUCAGGUCGAAAAGCCGCUUCUUUCCAAGUUCAAACGAAAGUAAGUGUCCAUUAUUGUUACCAUUGGCUUUUAGAGGUCCUGAGGAAAAGACGUCAAAGCCCAAGAAGGUGUCCAUAUUCCAACUGGUGAGUGUAUUUCUUGUUUUUGUUAUAUGUUAUAGCUGGGUAGAAUUUUCUGUUUUAGUAUCGAUAUGCCACAAAGUUCGAUCUGUUAUUGGUUUUAAUUGGGGCAUCAGUGGCCAUAAUGACUGGUCUAGGCCUCCCAUAUCUUUCUGUUCUGAUUGGAAGCAUGUCCGAGGCGUUUGUUAAUGCGACAAUGGCAACAGAAUAUUAUCUUGUCCCGGGUGCGUUAAGAUUUUUUUAAAUAUCUUAUCGGUCGUUAUCACUUUCGAUGAGAUGAUGCUUUUAUGACGAGAUCGUUAAUUGAUAAAUUUCAGUGCAAACUUCGGACGGAUGGAAGUUUUUGGGUGAUAUUUAUAGUCUAGAGGACUUCGAGAGAGCGGCUAUGAAGAGGAUAUGGAUUUCGAUUUACAUGGGCAUUGCCCUCUUCCUCUCUGCCACCAUUCAGGUAUAUAAAAAAGACAAAAAGGAAGACGAUUUAUUUUAAAGGUCAACUGUUUUCUCACGGCAUGUGAAAAUAUGAUGGGGAGGAUAAGAAGAAAGUUCUUUAAUGCCAUUCUCAGACAAGAUAUGGCGUGGUAUGACAAUAACAACACGGGCACUCUGGCCACAAAACUGUUUGAGUAAGAUUUUAUGCUAAAAUAAUAAAGCACAGAGCUUUUAAAACCAACUGCAAUUAACAAAUGUAACACCUUUUUUAAAGUGAUCUUGAAAGAAUGCGGGAAGGAACUGGUGACAAAGUGGCUCUGGCCAUUCAAUAUACUGCUCAGUUUUUUGGCGGAUUUCUGGUCGCUUUUACAUACGAUUGGUAUCUGACUUCGAUCAUGAUGUCACUAGCUCCAUUAAUGAUGGGAAGCGGUGCUUUUAUCGCCAUUCUAAUGGCUCGAUCAUCCGCCAACGAAGCUGAGAAGUAUGCAAAAGCCGGGAACAUCGCUGAAGAGGCGUUGAGUUCCGUCAGAACUGUUUAUGCUUUCAAUGGCCAGAUGACUGAAUGUUCUCGGUAUGUUGUGGAGGAUGUAUUUGUCAUUGCGUUAGGUACGAAGAUGGGCUAAAACAAGCAAGAUGGAGUGGAAUGCUUCGGUCUAUCUACAUUGGCACCGGAUUUGCCUUUACAUUUGUGGUUCUAUUUUCUUCGUAUUGUAUUGCUUUUUGGGUGGGAACAAAUUUGGUAAUUGACAAUGGCAUGCACCCUGAGGUCAUGAUUACUGUAUUCUUUGCUGUUAUGAUGGGAUCGAUGGCAUUGGGACAAGCUUCCCCUCAAUUUGCGGUCAUUGGAACAGCCCAAGGAACGGCGGCUUCGAUCUAUGAGAUUAUUGAUAGGGUAAGCUUACAUUUUUACGAUUAAUAUACUCAUGAUUAUCUAAUAUGAUAACAUUUGUGCAGGAAACUGAAAUCGAACCAAGGCUUUCCACAGGAAAGGUGUUGAAGAACAUGUCUGGCCAUAUUUCUAUUAGCAAUGUCUCCUUUUCUUAUCCUUCUCGACCUGAAGUCAAGGUCCUUCAAAGCGUUUCCCUUGAGAUAAAACCUGGCGAAGUUGUUGCUUUGGUGGGAGCUAGUGGAAGCGGAAAGAGCACUUUGUGUUCUCUUCUCCUACGGUAUUAUGAUGUAAAUGAAGGCUCUAUUACUAUCGAUGAAGAACCAAUAAAAGAACUUGACGUCCAUUUCCUCCGGCGAUCUAUCGGAAUUGUUAGCCAAGAGCCAGUUUUGUUCAACAUGACCAUCAAGGAGAAUAUUCAGUGUGGGUCUGCGGAGGAGUUGACUGAAGAUCAGAUCAGAGAUGCCUGCAAACAAGCAAAUGCCGCCAAGUUCGUGGAAUCUCUACCACUGGGAUAUAAGACUUGUGUUGGAGAGAGAGGAAUCCAAUUGUCCGGAGGGCAAAAACAACGAAUUGCCAUUGCACGCGCGCUAGUCGGGAAACCGAAGGUAUUACUUUUGGAUGAAUCCACGUCUGCUUUGGAUGCUGAAAGUGAAGCUAAAGUCCAAGAAGCAUUGGACAAGGCAUCAAAGGGCAGGACUACUUUGAUCAUCGCCCAUCGAUUGUCAACGGUCAAGAAUGCGGAUAGAAUUGUGGCCAUGGAGAAUGGGGAAAUUGUGGAAUCAGGAUCUCAUGAAGAGUUAAUGGAGAGGAAAGGAGUUUAUUACAAUCUUGUCAAUGCUCAGGUAUUCGACGAUGCAAUCAAUGAGACUGGGGGUAUGUCAAAUUUCUGAUUAUUUUCACUUUCCAGGGGACGCUGGAUGUAGCCAUGACCUCGCCUCCAAUUCGAGUAGAAAUAGUUCUCCGGUCAGAAAUCUGGCCAGGAAUUCGAUCCCUGAAUCCAGCGAGGCUCAAAGCAGUCGAAGAAAGAAACCAGACGCUGUAACGGAGCUAAAACGGCUAGAAAAAGAGUUGAAGGAAGAGAACGCGAAACCGAAGGACUUCCUGAGCAUAUUGAAGUAUGCGAGGCCUGAGUGGUGGAUGCUCUCCUUGGGCGUCUUGGUGUGUAUCAUCGAAGGAUGCGUGUUCCCAUUGUUUUCUGUCUUCUUCUCUAACGUUCUGGAGGUAAGCAUGAAUUUUUUAUUGAUUUUUUUGUUUUUUUUUAUAUGAGAGGGAUUCCGCUUAAAUGCUUAAAUUAAGUUUUUUCGCCAUGACGCUCAAGCAGUCACCCAUAUCGAAUUUUUUGCUUUGCGCGGUACAGGACCCACAAUCAUCUAACAAGGAAAGUAUUUUUAUGGGGCUCCUACUUUUAAACGGGACAUACCUCAAAAAAUCCCUUAAAUCAUGUUGAUUCAGAAUAUGUAAAAAGUUAGCUGCCCAAUGGGGGUUUUAGGAGUGAAAAGUCAGUCGCAAGUUGGCUUAAAGUCCUACGUAAACCCCUUUCAGCCCAAUUUUUCGCAGAUUUACAAAUGUUUCUUGAGUUUACUAGAAUUUUUUAUCGUUCUUUUUUUCAAUUCCUGCGCCUUUUGGUCUAGAAAUUUAGUCGGGUUUUGGGCAUUUUCUUGAUCAGCACAAUUUUCCGGAUUUUUCGAGAUAUGUGUCGUCUAAAAGUGGGACCCCCGUAAAAAGUACUCUCCUUCUAAAAUUUUGCAAUGUGCGAAUAAUUCUAAUCACUAUACCGUCCAGAAAAAGUUUUUUUUUGAAUUGGACUUCGGUGGCAAGAAUUAUUCGCACAAAAAAUUUGAAUUUACUCGGAACCCCUCUUAUAUUUUAGGUAUUUGCGGGUACAGAUCCGGAAGAAAAGAGAGCCAAUGGUCAUUGGUGGGCUCUGUCGUUCCUCUUCUUGGGUCUAGUCCAGGGUCUUUCGAUGUUCCUCCACGCCGUUUUGUUUGGAUUCAGUGCCGAGAGAUUGACCAUGAGGCUGAGAUCAUCUCUUUUCCAUCGUAUUUUAUCACAGGAUAUGUCAUAUUUCGACCAACCCAGCCAUUCUCCGGGCAAAUUAUGUACUCGUCUUUCAACGGAUGCCCCAAAUGUGAAGUCGGCAAUCGAUUAUCGCCUUGGGUCGGUGUUUUCCAGCAUCGUUUCGUUCGGUUGUGGGAUUGUUUUGGCUUUUUAUUACAAUUGGGCCAUGGCGAUUUUGGUGGUCUGUAUCUUUCCAUUGGGCGGAGUGGGGCAUUAUUUCCACAUGAGAUAUAUCAAAGGGAGGUCGAAGGAUGACGAAAAUGAGUGGGAGAAUGUCGGGAAGGUGAGGGAAUGAGAGCAAAAGCCUGAAAUAAUACAAUAUAUUAAUUCUCUAAUUGAAGACGGUGUAAUACUUUUAGGUAGCCAUCGAAGCCGUUGAGAAUAUCCGCACAGUUCGAUCCCUCGCUCUUGAAGAUGUCUUUUACAACAACUUUUGUGAUCAUUUGGAACGGCCGAUGAGAACUUUAAGAAUCCGCGCCAGAUUCCAGGGCUUCACCUAUGGGUUCGCUUCUUCCAUCUUCUACUUUCUGCAUGCCGCUUCUUUCGGCUUUGGUGUCUACUUGAUCAUGAGUCAGAACGAGCGUCCCAUGAGUGUCCUAAGAUGUUUAUUUGCCAUCAGUUUUACCGCCGGAAGUAUGGGCUAUGCAAGUGCUUACUUCCCCGAGUAUGCAAAGGCCAGAUUCGCUGCUGGAAUUAUAUUCAAAAUGCUUAAUGAAAGGCCCAAAGUUGAUAAUCAGUCAUCCGUCGGGAGAGAACUAGUAAGACCGAAAUUGACGUAGAUAAUCGAACCAUUGCCACAAAAUAACUUUAGUUAUUCUAUAACAUCAUUUUAGAACCAAAUUGAUGGAAGUAUAUCCUUGAAAGAUGUCUAUUUUUCUUAUCCGCAAAGAAUACAAGCACAAGUUUUAAGAGGAUUGAAUUUGGAGAUACCGGCAGGAAAAACGAUCGCUCUGGUUGGCGCAAGUGGAUGCGGGAAAAGUACAGUAUUCAGCCUAAUCGAGCGGUUUUACGAUCCAAAUUGUGGGGAUAUUGCAAUUGAUGGGAUCAAUAUCAGAGAAGUGGGGCCUCUAACUCUGAGGAAAACAAUGGCGAUGGUCUCGCAGGAACCCGUUCUCUUCGACAGAUCCAUUAAGGAAAAUAUUCUUUACGGAAUCGAUCACCAAGUGGAUGAUGAGAAGUUGGAAGAGGUCUUGAAGAUGGCUAAUAUCUCACAGUUUAUAUCCGAAUUGCCAGAAAAACUGAACACGAGAGUUGGAGACAGGGGAACUCAGUUAUCUGGGGGGCAAAAGCAGAGAGUUGCCGUAGCCAGAGCCUUGAUAAGGGAACCUAAAUUAUUAUUACUGGACGAGGCGACAUCGGCUUUGGAUUCGGAAUCAGAGCGGGUCAGUUAUAAACAUUUUUUGUAUUUAUUCUUUUAACCAACCUGUUUUUAUUGAUUUGCGGUUUUAAAAUCUGAGGGAAAACACUAUAAAACAUCGCCCUUGCAGGUUGUCCAGCAAGCCAUAGAUCGUGCCACCCAAGGCCGAACUUGUAUCAUCAUUGCUCAUCGCCUCUCGACCAUCAUGAACGCUGAUAUGAUCGCUGUGAUCAAAGACGGUCAGCUAUUUGAGUUUGGUACCCAUCAAGAACUGCUGGACAAGAAGGGUGUGUACUCCGAGCUGGUCGAGAAACAAAAUAUUCGAGGACGGGGUAACACAAACGAUUUGUAA